AUGGAUGUUUCGAGCAGGGAUGACAGCGACUACAGAAUUCUGGUGGGAAGUCAGGUCAGAUAUUUAACAAUCAGCGUCGGCACAUUCGAACGAUCCACACUUUCUAUGCCCCUGAGCUCGUUGCCCGAAUUUCCUGAAGAUGACACCUGGAAUAUGGCGUAUGUCAGUCGAGAUCCGUCGAGCGGUGAGAUCAUCAUGGAUCUUCAGCACAAAGCCUUCAUCGGUAUUACUGAUCUGUGGCAUCCUGUGUUGAUUGACUGUCUUGAGUUAAAAAGGGUCAGGCAGUUAACUGCUACCGCGUACGAAGCAAUAUACACUUGUGACGAAUCAUCAAGUGCUACGAGAUCGCCACUUGUUAUUGCAAAAGUUGCACGGUUUGAGUGGGAGCUACCUCGUCUAUCAGCGGAGACCCUUGUCUACAGAAGCUUAGAAAACACAGGUCUAGCCCCACGUUUCAUUGGUCAUGUCCACGAGCAUGGUCGUGUGAUCGGCUUCAUACUGGAAAAGCUCCAGGGGCGGGAAGCAAACAUCAAGGAUCUCUCGUCUUGUCAAUCUGCUCUUCAGCGGUUACAUGAUAUUGGCAUCCUCCAUGGCGAUGUUAAUAGAUACAAUUUCAUUGUGCAAGAUGAUACCGUGCGACUGAUUGAUUUUGAGAAUAGUCAAUUUCGUGAUAGCGCUACUGCAUAUAUGCAAGCUGAGAUGGACAGUCUGUGUGAUCGAUUGGUAGAGGACACGGGACGUGGUGCGGGUUUCACUCGGUGA
Molecule: messenger RNA, 762 nt
Organism: Penicillium coprophilum
Lineage: Eukaryota; Fungi; Ascomycota; Eurotiomycetes; Eurotiales; Aspergillaceae
Exons: 1
Coding region: 1-762 (253 amino acids)
Source: RefSeq, a predicted model, not a curated record